CCAAGAAGGGCUUUUUGAGUCGCCGUUGUUGAGCUCUCAGUGAGGAGACAAUGCUGACUCUCCUCCGUCUUCUUCCUCCAUCCCCAAAAUCCUCUCUUUUCUCUAUUUCCUCUUUCUGCCGGCCGCUAUCUCAGAUCCAAUCUCUCUCUGUCUCUUUCCCCUCCGUUAGAUGCCUUUCUUUCCGCAGAACUAGACUUCACAUAAGAUCCUUCUCCUCUGCACCCAACUCCAACUCCGGACCAUCAGAGGCCCCGUCCCCGCCUCACCGACCCCUUAAAAUUGCCAUCAUUGGCUUCGGCAACUAUGGCCAAUUCCUCGCUAGAACCCUUGUCGCUCAAGGCCACACCAUUUUAGCCCACUCGCGUUCCGACUAUUCAGACCUCGCUCAGAAACUUGGCAUCUCUUUUUACUUGAAUCCCCAUGAUCUCUGUGAGCAACACCCAGAAGUUAUACUCCUCUGUACCUCUAUUAUCUCCACGAAACAAGUUCUAAAGUCUCUUCCUUUGGAGAGAUUAAAGCGAUCCACGUUGUUCGUUGAUGUAUUGUCCGUCAAAGAGUUUGCCAAGGACCUCCUUAAGGAUUUACUGCCGCCAGAUUUCGACAUCAUUUGCUCCCAUCCUAUGUUUGGACCCCAGAGCGCGAAGAGCAGCUGGAAUGGGCUGAAUUUCGUGUAUGAAAAAGUUAGGAUUGGAGAUGAGGAUUCAAGGGUUUUGAGAGCCGAGGACUUUCUUGCAAUUUUUGAAAGAGAAGGGUGCAGAAUGGUGGAGAUGAGCUGCCAAGAGCAUGACAAGCUUGCUGCAGGAUCUCAGUUUAUAACCCACACGGUGGGGAGGAUUUUGGGGAUGCUGAGUUUGGAGUCCACCCCUAUUAAUACCAAGGGUUAUGAAGCUUUGUUGGAUUUGGUGGAGAACACAUGUCGUGAUAGCUUUGAUUUGUAUUAUGGGUUGUUUCUGUAUAAUACGAGUGCUUUAGAGAUGCUGGAGAAGUUGGAUUCGGCUUUUGAUGCUUUAAGGAAGGAGCUUUUUGGGGGACUGCAUGAUGUUGUGAGGAGGCAGUUGUUUGAGAACCCACAGAAAUUGCAAGAGAGCGAUCUAAAUGGAGCUUCGUUGGCAUCCAGCUUGAAUACAAUGAGAUCUGAAGGAGCCUCUCAACCAGAUGAAUACAGAGGGCAUAUAUCUGACAGUGUCAAUGGCAAUUCAAAGCUUAAGAUUGCCAUUGUUGGAUUUGGAAAUUUUGGUCAGUUCCUUGCAAAAACCAUUGUUCGACAGGGCCACAGAGUUUUAGCCUAUUCUCGAACGGAUUACUCUGAUGUGGCUCAGAAACUAGGGAUUCCUUUCUUUGCUGAUGCAGAUGACCUUUGUGAAGAGCAUCCUGAAGUGAUUCUUCUGUGCACUUCAAUUCUUUCAACUGAAAAAGUUCUCAGGUCUUUGCCACUUCAGAGAUUGAAGAGAAGUACUCUGUUUGUUGAUGUACUUUCAGUGAAAGAGUUCCCGCAGAAUUUAUUUGUUCAAAACUUGCCACCGGAUUUUGAUAUUCUCUGCACACAUCCCAUGUUUGGACCAGAGAGUGGUAAACAUGGGUGGAGAGGUCUAACUUUCUUAUUUGAUAAGGUUAGAGUUGGAAGUGAUGAAAUACGAUUGUCACGAUGCAAUGCAUUCCUUGAUAUUUUUGCACGAGAGGGAUGCAGAAUGGUAGAUAUGUCCUGUGCAGAACAUGACUGGUAUGCAGCAGGGUCACAGUUCAUCACCCACACGGUGGGAAGGGUUUUAGAAAAGUUGAAAUUGGAGGCAACACCAAUCAACACAAAGGGUUAUGAGACUUUGUUGAAUCUGGUGGAAAAUACAGCUGGGGACAGCUUUGAUCUUUAUUAUGGCUUGUUCAUGUACAAUAAAAAUGCGAUGGAACAACUGGAGAAACUGGAUUUGGCUUUUGAGUCCUUGAGGAAGCAGCUUUUUGGUACUUUGCAUGGUGUGCUUCGGAAGCAACUUUUUAGAAAUGCAGAGAAAUUAGAAGUUUUGACAGAGAAGCCUGUUCCCAAUGCUUCUGAGCCUGCAACCUCUUCAGAUCAAGAGUGCUGGAAACUAUCGAAUUAAUGUGUUUGUUUAAUGGAUUUCACUAGAAGAAUUAGCUCAACUUGUGGUGGCUAGAUCACCUCAGCGGAGUGGGACAUAACAGUUGAUGAAACCCUAUAGCUGCUCUGUUAUCCUCCCGUGCAUUUUUUUAACGGCAAUACUGCAAAUUGUCUCGAGAUUAAAAAUGUUAAUACACCAUUGUAGAAUAAUUUCGAUCAACAGUUGGAGGGAGGCAUUAGAGGAUGGUACCCUUUGGCAUAUGCAUGGUCAAGAAAUAAUAAAAUGGGAAGAAUGAAUAAGUGAAGCGAAGUGUGGAUCCUGCUUUUACUUGCUAAUCUGUUCUUUGAGAUUUUUUCCCGGGUACGCCCGGGUAGUGUAGUAUAUUAUUUUCUGUUACUGAGAGAUCUUGAUUAAUAAUAGCUUGUCAUUCUC
This is a messenger RNA of Rubroshorea leprosula, 2504 nucleotides long. The record is from the annotation of a GenBank genome assembly. Lineage: Eukaryota; Viridiplantae; Streptophyta; Magnoliopsida; Malvales; Dipterocarpaceae.